Vigna unguiculata (cowpea) is the source of this 1027-nucleotide messenger RNA. RefSeq names its product Integrase-type DNA-binding superfamily protein. Gene Ontology annotation, molecular function: DNA-binding transcription factor activity; DNA binding. The record is from RefSeq and is a predicted model, not a curated record. NCBI's taxonomy places the organism in Eukaryota, Viridiplantae, Streptophyta, Magnoliopsida, Fabales, Fabaceae. Gene Ontology annotation, biological process: regulation of DNA-templated transcription.
UGAUUAAUAAAAAUGAAAAGUGGUUCAAAAAAGUUUGAAGCGAAGACUCCGCGCGUAGUCAUGUAUGAAACAUGGCAUCCAUAAUUAAUUGCAUGCUGGGUCUUUACGUCGAAAGAGUAAUCUGGUCCCUUAAAGUCUCAAAACCCUUUAUGAAUCUGCGAGGGUACUUACGUAAUCUCAUCCACCACCCCCUUUAGCGUCUCAUCAACCUUAUAAAUCUCCGACACACCAAAACGCAUGCCACUCAACACACUGUGAAUGGACCAUCAACCCUGCCCCGAUGACGAUCUAACCGCCGCCACCACCGCCACCGCGAGGUCCGGCACGCGCCACCCCGUCUACCGCGGCGUCCGCAAGCGCCGCUGGGGAAAAUGGGUCUCCGAAAUUCGGGAGCCGCGCAAAAAGAACCGCAUAUGGUUGGGGUCUUUUCCGAUGCCAGAGAUGGCGGCUCGAGCGUACGACGUCGCAGCGUACUGCCUCAAGGGUCGGAAGGCGCAGCUCAACUUCCCCGACGAGGUGGACUCCCUGCCGCUUCCGCCGUCCCGCACGGCCAGGGACAUUCAGGCCGCGGCGGCCCAGGCGGCGCGCAUGAUGAAAGCGGCUGGCAGUGACGUGAAAAGCAGCAUUGCCGAUGAUGACGGAGACAGCGGCGGCGACGAUUUUUGGGGCGAGAUUGAGUUGCCGGAGCUGAUGGACGGCGAGUGCUGCUGGGGCUGCCCCGGGGGAUCCUCGUGGAUCACCUCCGGCGACAUCGCCGAUUGGACGGAGGAGGAGCUUUCGCCGCAGCAACCGUCGUUCCUGGCGUGUCUAUAAUCUGUAUCUGUAUUAAUGGUGUUCAGGGUUUGGUAUGUUUCUUAUUUAUAAAUUUAUAAAUAUGUUACUAUCAGUAUUACUACAUCGUAUAUGCCAACUGUUCCUGUUGUCAUAAACAAUAAUAAUUAUUAUCAUCAGUAGUAGUAUUAAUAUAUUUUCAUUGAAACUUGUCUUUUCUUAUCAUUAACUGCUUCCCUGUAUUUGGAUUGGUACA